Molecule: messenger RNA, 1650 nt
Organism: Rhineura floridana
Lineage: Eukaryota; Metazoa; Chordata; Lepidosauria; Squamata; Rhineuridae
Gene: XKR7
Product: XK related 7
Exons: 4
Biological process (GO): engulfment of apoptotic cell; phosphatidylserine exposure on apoptotic cell surface; apoptotic process involved in development
Cellular component (GO): plasma membrane
Source: RefSeq, a predicted model, not a curated record
GGAGGAAUGGGGGGCGCCGCCCCCUCGCUGCUGCUGCUGCUGCCGCCGCCGGGCCGCGAGUACAGCCUGCUGGACUGCUGCUGGGUGCUGGGCGCGCUGCUGGUCUUCUUCUCGGACGGCGCCAGCGACCUGUGGCUGGCCGCCGACUACUACCUGCGCCGCCAGUACUGGUGGUUCGGGCUGACGCUGCUCUUCGUCCUGCUGCCCUCGCUGGUCGUGCAGCUGCUCAGCUUCAGGUGGUUCGUCUACGACUUCUCGGCGCCCGCGCGAGCCUCGCCGGGCGCCGCCGCCGCCGCCGCCGCCGCCGCCUUCAGCACCAAGGACAGCGGCGGCACCAAGGACAGCGCCCGAGCCGGCGCCUUUCCGCGGGCUUCCCCCGCGGGCGGCGGCGGCGGCGGCGGCUCCCCCGGACCCCGCGGCUGCUGCCGCCUGUGCGUCUGGAUCCUCCAGUCCUUCAUCCACCUCCUGCAACUCGGGCAGGUCUGGAGGUACCUGCGAACCCUGUACCUGGGUCUCCAGAGCCGCUGGCAGUCAGAGCAUCGCCGGCGUCACUUCUACUGGAGGAUGAUGUUCGAAAGCGCUGACAUCAGCAUGCUGCGUCUCCUGGAGACCUUCCUUAAGAGCGCUCCACAGCUGGUGCUGCAGCUGAGCAUCAUGGUGCAGCAGAACCGCAUCGAGCCAUUGCAGGGUCUCUCAGCUUCUGCCUCGCUGGUGUCCCUGGCUUGGACUCUUGCCUCAUACCAAAAGGUGCUGCGAGACUCUCGGGAAGACAAGAUGCCCAUGUCUUACAAAGGGGCGGUGGUGCAGGUCCUCUGGCACCUCUUCACCAUUGCCGCCCGAGCCAUUGCCUUUGCCCUGUUCGCCUCCGUGUUCCAGCUCUACUUUGGCAUCUUCAUCGUCACCCACUGGUGCAUCAUGACCUUCUGGAUCAUCCAAGGCGAGACAGAUUUCUGCAUGUCCAAGUGGGAGGAGAUUAUCUACAACAUGGUGGUCGGCAUCAUCUACAUCUUCUGCUGGUUCAACGUCAAGGAAGGCCGCAGCCGGUGCCGCAUGUCCAUCUAUUAUAUCAUCACGCUGUCAGAGAACGCUGCCCUGACGGGUCUCUGGUAUUGGUUCCGGGACCAAUAUGUGGUCUCUGAGUCCAACGCCUUAAUCAUUGUCUGCGUUGUCACCUCUAGCUUUGCCUUAGGGGUCUUCUUCAUGUUCAUCUACUAUUGCCUCUUGCACCCAAACGGAACCAUUUUUGGGGCCCAGAACAUGGGCUGCCUGUGUGGCGAGGAGCCCACCGCGGUCCCCUGUGGCAUGGCCCCCCCCGCGGACGUGAUCACCAGCCCCCCGCGCUCCUUGCCGAGGACUACAGGGGCCGAGAGGGAGGGGGUGCCCGGGGACAGAGACAGCUGUGUCCCAGUCUUUCAGGUGAGGCCCAGCGUGCCCCCAACCCCAAUUCCACGGGCCCCACGGACAGAGGGACCUGUCAUUCGUAUUGACUUGCCUCGGAAGAAAUAUCCUGCCUGGGACGCCCAUUUCAUCGACCGGCGCCUCCGUAAGACUAUCCUGGCGCUGGAAUACACCUCUCCGGCUACUCCGCGCCUGCAGUACCGCACCAUGGGGGCAUCUCAGGAGCUGCUGGAAUAUGAGACCACAGUGUAA